AUGGCCCUGAUUUUUGCUGUGUGGGUUGGACAAACCGCUCUGGGAGUCCUCGUCCCUCCACACAUCAUGGGCAACGCAGCACCUGUAGAUCCCAUGGCCAUCUACAUCCCCGAACCCUUCACUCAAUUAUUCGUCCACCGCUGCAAACCGGUGGGAUUACACAUCGGCCUGCCUCUGUUAUCGGCUGAAACCACCACCGACAAACACAUCUUCGACGCCGGCAACAGCAGUGUGCAUGCCGAUCUCGAUUACUUGAUCACGGCGGCUUUUGUUGCGACCGCCAAUGUUUUGACCGACACAACUCUGUACCCUACCACGGCCGAGCAGCAAGUGAGGAACUUUGCUAGGGGCGACGAGUCUCACCAACAAUCCCCGCCGGAUGGUAUCGGUGAAUUCGUUGUAUGGAGCCCCGAUAUCAUCACCGUGUCAGUGCCCAUCAUCAUUGUUCUCCCGACGUUCUUCGUCGCCACCAUAUUUUUCUCGUUUUAUAUGAUAACUGAUAAUAACAACUAG
This is a messenger RNA of Lasiosphaeria miniovina, 513 nucleotides long. RefSeq lists its product as uncharacterized. The transcript has 3 exons. The coding region runs from base 1 to 513 and encodes 170 amino acids. The record is from RefSeq and is a predicted model, not a curated record. NCBI's taxonomy places the organism in Eukaryota, Fungi, Ascomycota, Sordariomycetes, Sordariales, Lasiosphaeriaceae.